Molecule: messenger RNA, 3742 nt
Organism: Strongylocentrotus purpuratus (purple sea urchin)
Lineage: Eukaryota; Metazoa; Echinodermata; Echinoidea; Camarodonta; Strongylocentrotidae
Exons: 26
Coding region: 215-3691 (1158 amino acids)
Source: RefSeq, a predicted model, not a curated record
AAAAAGUAAACUGCAAUUCUCAUUAGCAAUGACGGAUCUUAUCAAAUUCACUGCAGACUACAUUUUUAUGCAACGAUGAAACGACUGGUAUUGACUCUUUGUUUAUAAAAUUUAGUUUGUGCGGAAAAGCUGCGAAAGCCCUCCAUUUCAGCGGUAAAAAGUGACAAAAGGUGAGUAUUUCAAAAGGUGUAAAUUUGAAAAUGAUGGUGUAAAUAUGACUACGUUAGCUGAAGCACGUCACACAAGAUGUAGGGAGAGGAGUUUUGUGGGUAAACCCAGAAAGAUAUCCAGUGGUCUACCACUAACCAGAGUUCAGCGUGUAGCGCAUCGCUCAGACAUUCUUCUUGAUGAUCAGAUAUCGUUAGUGAAAGAUACUCAGGAUGCCUUAGAGAAAGCGAUGUUGUUGAUGUCAUCAUGUAAGGACCCUAGAGAACAGAGAGGAUGGGUGAAUGAGGUUGAUAGACUCAAGCUACAAUGUGAUGAGAUGCUUCUUAUACUCAAGGUGGUGAGGAAGCUGAGUGCAGAGCUACUCUAUGCCAAGGUAGAGGUAGAACAAGCUGCUCAGUCUCAGGGUAAUGUUGCUGCUGCUCGGAAGAGGGUUGUCUGGCUAGAGGACCGGAUGGAACAUCUUCUUGGUCGCUAUAGGAAUGAGUUCAGGCUUAAUUCUCCAUUGCCCAUACAACCAAGGUUUGUAACAGAGAAGAAAACUCGACCAGGAGCAGGUCGAGCAGGAACACACCAGACCAAGCGCACUAAUGACUCAUCUAGACCCAAGUCUAUCCUCAAACCUCCUAGAAGUCAUCUUACAGAUGAUGAGGAUGAGAGAGAUGUGAUGAGAUCAAGAGGAAGGGAGAGAGGACAGACGAACAUUGACAGGCCAGGUCUCAACAGGAAUCACAGACGUCAGAGAAACGAUCUCAGGGGUCUGGAGACAGAUGAGACUCAGAGCACUGGGGAUGAGGCUGGAGGGGACGGAGAAUGGGUUGCUAAGCAACGGUUGGCUCUCCGCAGCAGGGGUAGACCAGGAGGGGCGGGGGAGAGGGGAACAAGAGGAGCAAGAGGUGAACAGGGCGGUGGUGGUGAUGUACAAGGUGGCAGGAUUCAGGCCAUGAGGUCGCAUCAAGUUGGCGUGGAUACGGAAGACGAGGAAACAGAUGGAUCCCUGGAAUUAAAACGUCAUCCCAAAAGAGAGAGAGGGAUGAGACCGGGUGGGGGAAAAACAAGAAAUCAGGCUGUGGAAGAAAGUAGCAAAGAUUCCAGUGAAGAUAUCAGAAGUAAAGGGAGGAGAGCCACAGAGACUGAAGACGAUGAUGAGGAAGAUGAAGAGGAUGAAGAUGAGGAGACAGUUGGUGAACUAAGCACAAGAAGUGAUCUGGAUGAGGGAGAUCUUGGACGAAUUGAAAAUGGCGUCUUCAUGACACAGGAGUCCGCUCUGUCAGAGGAAAUUGAGAGCACGAGAGAGACAGCAUCAGUGAGCUCUGUCUCCAAGAGAGAAGAUGGAGCUCAAGGAGACGAUGAGAAGGAGGAGGAAGAUGAAGAGGAGGUCGAUGAGGGAGCUGCAUACUGGGAAUCACCUCAUCACAAGUUUGAAUACAAUGAUCAUCGUGAAGCUAUCAGUCGUGAGAAUCCCAUGUCGUAUCACAAUCUUGGUCUAGCUGUCUGCUCAUCAUUCAUAGAACCAGCUCCUGAGAUAGCCGCUGAGUUGCCAUGGAUACCAAUCAAGAAAGGAGAGCAGAUGUCUGAUGUUCAUAUGGCCAAACUCCUGCCCCUGCGCCCUGUUACUGCUAAAGCUGAAGAACUUAUCGAAGGAAAAGUAGCGUUAGAUAAGAUAGCAGAGAGGAUUCAUGACAUCUGGGGUAAGAUGGAAGAUGCUGCAGACGGAGCUUACCUCAGCCAUAUUGACGGUUCGGUUGGGUCUGCACGUUCAUCGCCUAUUCAAAUGGAGUCUCGGAAGCCUCCUAUUAAGGGAGACAAGACCCGCCCUCAGACUAAGAUGUCCAUGAUCAGAGCUAGAUCUGUUGCUAAGUCUAUGACAGAGUUUGAAGAGCCUCUUCCGAUGCCCUUUGCGAGUCCUCCUAGGACUGCUAUCAGCUCCAGUGCUCCCAUGCUGGUCUAUCAUCCUAAACCUGUCCCACCACCUGCUGUACUACCACUCACUAGGACAAAUCAUGAGAAGUUUUACCCUCGGAUAUCCAAUGAUUGGAAUGGUGAUGAUCCUGAUGGUAAAGAGAGAUCGCUGAGAAUCGUCAAUCAGAUGAACGUUGCCAAGGAAACCAACCUCCUCGUUUAUAAGAGCAAGGAGAGUAAACGAAAGAAGAGUACUAAGAGUGCCCUUCAGAAGCAGGCAGGAGGGGCUCUAGUCAUGAGAAGAUGGAGGAACGUCGCAGUGGCCAACGCCAUGGCAACGGCUCAAAUCUCUGCUUUUAUGGGGUCAAAGCAUCAGGGAUCUGGAAAGCUGCUAGAGAAAGACGAACCAAGGUGGAAGAGAGUAGAGCAUGUGCUUGGAAUGCUAGCAUCUGAUCGUGUGGUAGAGAGACGAGAUGCUGCUAGGCAUCUUGGAGAGUUGGAUGUUAUAGAGGACUCAGUCAUUGAAGCUCUUACUGACAGGCUUGAUCAUGAUGAUGACGGUAGAGUGCGCUAUGAAGCAGCUAGAUCUCUGAUGUCCAUCGGCGAAUGGACAGUCCCAGUGGUCAAGCUCAUUGUCCAGUAUCUAAAGGAAGGUAGUUAUCAGGCCAAGAGAGAUCUGGUAGAGAGUAUGAUCAAAGCCAGGGGUGCAGCCUUCCUCAGUAAGACGGAGCCUCAGAAUAGAGCGCUGGUUGAGACACUCAAGAAGAUUUGUGGAGCGGAGAAUCAAGGAGACCUUGGUUUUGAUUGUGCUGUAUGUCUAGGAUGUUUGUGUGUACCUGACAAACAAGCUAAGAUCAAACUCAUGGGAAGUCUUGAUAGUAAGGACAUCAAUGUUACUGCUAGGUCUCUUGAGAUCUUGGUACGUCAGAUGCAUGCCUCCGAGCCUGCUGUGGUCCAGAUGGUCUUACAUCAACUCCAGUAUUCAUCAGCAUGGAAGUACAGAGCAGCCGCUGCAAAGCUUCUUGUUCAUAUCGGGUCUAAGUGCAUGGCUAAUGAAGAUGAUGAGAAGAUGAUAUUCAGCAUAGCAGACAAACGGCUCUAUGAUGAUCCUAGUAGGGAGGUUCGAAGCGAGAUCGCUAACAUGAUGACAUCUCUAGGCCUGAAAGAGACGCUCUGUGAAUUGGUAGAGAAGAGAUUGUUUGAUGAGGAAGAUGAUGAAAGAGCUCAUGGUGUAUUAGCUGUGGGUGUUAUAGGGAUGAAAUCAGAGCGCAUCCAGCGUCAGCUCCUUGAGAUGCUGGAGCUAGACUCGUGUGAAUACGUGAGGAUCCAGGUGAUUAGGACUCUAGCUGACCUUGGUCUUACAAACAUCAAGGUCAUGAGAGCUCUCAAGAGUGUGGAGAGAAACGAGGGAGCACUGUCAAGAGAAUCAACGAAAGCCCUGAAGACCUUGAAUGCCAUUAAGCAAAGGCUUUCCGCCAGAAGCCCUCGUAGGACUCCAUCACGUUCACCAUCCAUUCCAGCUAGCUCAGUGGUGACAGCAGUGAGUAGGAAGAGAUCAAACACUCCUCUCCUCAAGAAGGUGGUGGUGAGAAGGAAUUCUAAAUCUGUCAAUCAAUCUAUCUGAAGUAAGGAUUUAUGUUGUGUGAAGUCCAAGGCAUGGCAUGGGUGUCUCUUG